Messenger RNA from Aspergillus pseudonomiae, 1749 nucleotides. Its product is annotated as NAD(P)-binding protein. The record is from RefSeq and is a predicted model, not a curated record. Gene Ontology annotation, molecular function: oxidoreductase activity, acting on the CH-OH group of donors, NAD or NADP as acceptor. NCBI's taxonomy places the organism in Eukaryota, Fungi, Ascomycota, Eurotiomycetes, Eurotiales, Aspergillaceae. The coding region runs from base 664 to 1698 and encodes 344 amino acids. The transcript has 5 exons.
GUGACUACCACAGGUAGUUUGUUUAGUCCUUUGUUGAUUUUGGUAGUUUGGCUACAACACUAGUCCUGCUCCUCUAGAACUAUAACCCUUAACUCAGAAGCCAUGAUCCAUGAUAUGAAGUGCUCAGAGGGUCAUCUCUGACUUUUGAGAGACAUCCAAUAGAGACGAGAACAUUCGCAUGACUUGGACAAUGUGAUCCACGCUCGUGUGUGCCCAACUGAUUUUGAAACAGGAAUAGCAACGUGCACAGUAUGAGACCUUUCUAUGAAAAGGGCAGCGCUUUGACCUACAAGGUUGAAGGAUAUUGGUCACGCAGUCAUAGAAUUCGUUGGCCUCAACCGAUCAUGAUUCAUUGAUACCGAAUGGCGGUGUUAUAGAUAAUGACAAUCACCGGAGUAGUAGCGAUCUUCAUGGCUCCCUCUCUUGGUGUCCCUGAUAUGUGGUAUAGCUUUGGUAUCUUGAUUGGUUCGUUCGCAUAGGCUUACUUUAGUACCCACUAUUUGGAUAAUUUCUAGUCGGGUGGACAUCCCCCCUGCUGGGGUUGGCGUUGCAUCUCAAGUAUUUAUACCCAGUCCAUGACCCCCCCAUCAAUUUAUCCAUACUACUCAAUCCAAAGGGCGUCUUCCUUAUUCAUCGAGAGCAUUAGUCUUGAAAGUAUUGACCAUGUCUACUACAAGCUAUAGCAUUCCGUCUGACUCAUGGGUCCUGGUGACCGGUGCCAACGGCUUCAUUGCCACCCAUGUUAUCGAGGCCUUCUUGGCCCAAGGCUACAAAGUCCGGGGCACGGUGCGUUCGGAGAAGCCAUGGGUUGACGAAUACUUCAAGGGAAAAUAUGGGCCAGCCAACUUCGAGACAGUACUCGUGCCAAAGCUGGAGGAAGACGGGGCGUUAGAUGGGUGCUUGACAGAUGUGGGCGGGAUAGUGCAUGUGGCAUGCAAUAUGUCGUGGACUGCCGAUCCGCACAGUCUCAUUCCCGAGGUGGUCAGAGCAACCUUGAAUGUCCUCUCUGCUGCUGCGCGAGCGAGAUCCGUCCAGCGGGUUGUUCUGACAUCUUCUGUGGUUACGGCCUGUUCUCGAUGUCCCGGCACAGGGGAGAUCACGGACUAUGUUGUGGAUGAGAACAAAUGGAAUAACUCGGCUGUUGCCGCUGCCUGGGAUCCAACGACUCCGGACCCCAUCAAGCCAGGUAUGGUGUAUACGGCAGCAAAAGUGGAAGCCGAGCGGGGGGCUUGGAAAUGGAUGGCGGAGCAUAACCCACAUUUCGUGUUGAACACCGUACUCCCCAACGCGAACUUCGGCAAGAUCACGUUCCCCGGCAAGCAAGGCACUUCGAUGGCGGCGACACGCUUACUGCUCGAGGGAAACGAUGUGGCCACAAAGCUCAUGCCCGCACAAUGGUACGUGGAUGUUGAAGACACCGCACGACUUCAUGUCAUUGGACUUUUAGAUCCGGAGAUCCGGUCGGAGCGUCUGUUUGCCUGUGCCGGUCCGUAUACUUGGACCCAGAUCGUGAAGAUUAUGCGGAAACUCCGACCAGAUUGCUCAGCGAUACCGGAUGUUCAGGAGGAAGAUGAUAUUCGCCCCUUUGAGAUUGCAGCUUCGAAGCGAGCCGAGAAACUCAUCCAGGGCUUCUACGGAAGGCCUGGGUGGACAUCGCUGGAGGAAUCUUUGGCUAGGGGGCUGUCAGAUUCAUUGUAAAGGCCAGGUAUUGCAGGAUCCAGGCAAUUGGGGCUGUUUUGCAGCCUUAGC